Molecule: messenger RNA, 714 nt
Organism: Coffea eugenioides
Lineage: Eukaryota; Viridiplantae; Streptophyta; Magnoliopsida; Gentianales; Rubiaceae
Exons: 3
Coding region: 1-714 (237 amino acids)
Molecular function (GO): nucleic acid binding; RNA-DNA hybrid ribonuclease activity
Source: RefSeq, a predicted model, not a curated record
AUGGCAGAUGUGUUUGCUAUGGAGAGAAUACAGAAACUCUGGAACAUAUGUUGUUUUUUUGCAGACAUGCAGAAUUCAUCUGGAAAGUUGCACCUGUCAGAUGAAAUGGAUUGUUGGACUUCAGACACAACUUUUGGCUUUGGUGGAAUAGUGUGGAAGUCUAGAAGUAGUAUCCAGUUUAACAGAGAAGGAAGGUGUCCUGGAGAGACUGUGAAUAAGGCAUUGCUGGAAUGGUUAGAGUAUAAGAACGUAGGGAGUGAGGAUGAUUCUAACAAGAAAAGAGUGGGGAAAGGGAUUGUGGCCAGAAAGGAUGAUGGAGGUUUGAUUGGGGCAUGGGCAGAUAGUGAUGACAAACUGGGGGAACCGGUUGUGGAGGAAGCUCUGGCUAUCAGGCAGGCUUUGAACAUUGCUAAGCAAAAGGGUUGGAGAAAGGUCUUGAUACAGUCUGACUACAAAGGUAUAAUUGACAAAAUUAAUGCGAGAAAGGCAGAGGAUCCAAAUAUUGGAGUCAUUCUUUUUGAUAUCUUGAAGCUCAGACAAGUUUUCACAGAAUGUUCCUUCUCCUUUAUCAAAAGAGAAGGUAACUUUGUAGCUCACCACUUAGCAAAAUUUGCCAUUAACCUGAUGAACGACUUUGAGUGGCAGGAUUCUUUUCCUGAAUGGCUGACUAGUUUAGCUAGAAAUGAUGUAGGAGCAAGUGCUCCAGCUUUGUAA